Hippopotamus amphibius kiboko is the source of this 1303-nucleotide messenger RNA. RefSeq names its product bcl-2-binding component 3-like. Bases 31 to 339 code for a protein of 102 amino acids. The record is from RefSeq and is a predicted model, not a curated record. The transcript has 2 exons. Lineage: Eukaryota; Metazoa; Chordata; Mammalia; Artiodactyla; Hippopotamidae.
UGGUGCUGGAGUUCGUGCCAGGCCCAGGAAAUGCCAUCUUUGAAAGCCGAGAGGCGAAUUCGCCCCGGGGAGCCGAGAAGGUCUGGCCGCCGCGCUUGGCUGGCCCCCCACCGGCUGUGCGCCCCCUCGGCGGCCGGGGUCGCGGCGGCGCUGGGCCCUCCCGGGUGGCCGGCCGCUCGGGCUCCGCGGGUCGCGUCCCCCCUGCCCGGCUCGGAGCGCACGCCCACGCCUCGCUGCCGCCGCCGCCGCCGCGGCGUCCCGGCCGCCCGCCCGGGACGCAGCCCCACCCGGCCCGGCCUGCGGCCUCCCGCCCGCGCCCCACCAGCUCUGGAGCUGUAGCCCUGCCUGUCUUCACUACAUUGUCCCAGCCCCUACAACAGCACCUGGCACACAGGAGGUGAUCAAAAACGAUUUGUUGAAUGAAAAUGUGGACGAAGGGAUGGAGCGGCGGCAGGAAUCAUCCUGUCCGGACCAGAUGCCCGAGGGUCCAAGGGCCCUGUCGGCCUAGGGCCAUUCGGCGGCAGCCGGCAGCACCUGGGGCUUCACUUCGGUCCUUGUCCCCGAGUCUCACGUCCGCGGGUAGCGCCCCUGCAAAAGGGGACCCCCGAGCGUCGCGUCCUGGGAAUUUCAACCCAGCCAGGGAGUCCCAGGAACAGGACCCGCCCCGCGCCCCGCCCCAUCCCCGGACCUCCGGCAGCGCGCAAAACCUGGAGCUGCAGCGCCCGCCCGGCACCCUCUGGACGGCGGGGAGCGCACUGGGCAUGCUCGGAGCCGGGCGGGGCCCGAGUGCCCGGGAGGAGGAGCCUCCCGGUAAGGCGGACGGUGCCUCCUGCAGAGGUCAGUGGGGGUGGGGGGGAGGACCCUCAGCCACUCGGUUCCCGCCCCCAAUUAGGGUGGGGUCUGGAGGCAUUUUUUUCAAAGCCCAGUGGGAAAGCUGGGAAUUCAGAAGCCGUGAAAGACAUUCUCCGUCCUCUCCCAGCCGCUGUGUGACCUGGGGUAAGCACCUUACCCUCUCUGUGCCUCAAAAUAAUGUGAAUACCUACCGCUUUGAUCUGGGCGAUGUGUGGGGAAUGAAGGAAAUCAAGAACGUGAGCAUGUUUAGGCCACUUUAAAGAUCCAUCUCUUGAGUGCCUGCCUCAAUUAUCGGUCAUCCUCGUACCAGUUUGUUAGGUGCUGUGAUGAGGAAGCCGAGGUUAAUAAACGUGAGAAUUCCUGGAGUUGUCCCAAUUUGCCUUCCACCAGAGACUAGGCUGAAGCUACGUCUUCUUUCUACCCAAUGGACAGUCAUUAGCUUAUACAAUGU